AUGCCCAUGCUUGCUGGUGUUGGGCCCAUCAUCCUACUUGCUAUCCUCAAGGUUGGAAGUUCCAUACGAAAUAUGGAGUACUCCGUACGGACGUGGUUGGUUAAAGCAGCCCCUAAGUCCUUUUCAGUCUUCCGCCUGGAACGGGCCCCCGGAGAUAUGGGCGAAACCUAUUUCCGAUGCCCAAACCACAGGGCCUUCUGCUAUACCCCAAAUCGCGUUUUCAAUGCUGAGCGAUAAUGGCAUUUCAUUUUCUAUCAAUUAAUUAACACGGGCCACCCAAGAUUGAUCCCAACGAGGUUGUACCUUCUUAGCCCCCCCCAGCCCUAUUGAUCGCUUAGGUGUUACACGAAUACCUGGGCCUUCUGUUGCGCGUGGCGAAACGCGUGUCUUUUACAGUGCGAUGAAGUUGGAGAUUGCCUAAGGGUCUGCCCGGGGUAUGAUUUCCCACCUCUCAACAGUUAUCCACCGGCGGUGCGAUCUAUUAGCACCAUCCUCGAAUACCUAGGUAAGACUCACGUUGCUUUCAUCUUUCUAUGAUUCUAUCCGGCCCCAACAUUGGAAGCGGACUUCAUGACGGUGAAUCCAACCGAAGAGUUCGUGAUAACUAUGAGCUAGCAUGUGUCCGAACGUUAUCCCUUCAUGCGUACACCUGUGCCUUUGACUCCUUUUUAGGUGUAAUAAUCAAAUUACACUUAGCAGUUUUCAUCGUUGAUUGACAUUUUGCAUUUUUGGCUUGAUGAUGAUGGGAUGUGACGAAAAUUUUUACGUGGAAAUAGCACCCAAGGUUCAAGCGUACAGACGAGGGAGGCUGUAUGUUCUUGCGGAUUGUCUUGUUGUGGGCUGAUAGCGACAUCGGGAUCGCGAAGUAAGAAUUGCUGCAUCCCUAAUGGGUCAAGAGGACCGACACCAGGAGUUCAUGUCCAUGCCAUGAAGACUCUAGAAGUUUGUCAAGGAACCGUGUAACACUUUGAUUGUUACGGAGUACUUCGUAUUGAUUUCUGGGCUUUUGUUUUCUUGACGGGCAUUGAAAAGGUCUGGCUCUUUCAUGCGUGGCAGAUCUGUCUAUAGCCUCAAAGGGAAUAAUCGGCGAUGUGGGUUGCCGGCGCUCUAUAAUUGGUGGCAUUUCACGUCCUAUGUUACAUUUCUGCACAAUUUAUUUAUGUAUUAUAGGGUGUUGUUUGCAAGGAGCGACCGAAUUUGCGUUCUUUGUCUAGCCCCGAUGCGCCUCCUCAACAUGCAUAUCGGGCGGUCAA
Molecule: messenger RNA, 1253 nt
Organism: Coccidioides immitis RS
Lineage: Eukaryota; Fungi; Ascomycota; Eurotiomycetes; Onygenales; Onygenaceae
Exons: 2
Coding region: 1-237 (78 amino acids)
Source: RefSeq, a predicted model, not a curated record